CCCUCUCUUUCUCUCUCUAAAAUAACAAAGGGCAAGACAUGUUUUUCUACCUUUCCGUUCUCUUUCUCUCUCUACUCUUCACAUCCCACUCACUGAACCAGGACGGCCUGUUUCUCCAGCGAGUCAAACUCGGUCUCUCCGACCCAGCUCAUUCCCUCUCUUCUUGGAACGACAGGGACGACACUCCCUGCAACUGGUAUGGUAUCACAUGCGACAACUCGACUCACCGAGUCAGUUCAGUGGACCUUUCCAGCUCGGAGCUCAUGGGACCCUUCCCUUACUUCCUUUGCCGCCUCCCCUUUUUGACGUCGAUCAAUCUGUUGAACAAUUCCAUCAACUCAUCUCUCACCGAUGACAUUGCCACCUGUCAGAAUCUCGAGAGCCUUGACCUGAGUGACAAUCUCUUGGUGGGCUCCAUUCCCGCGUCACUGUCUGAGUUGAGAAACCUCAAGCAACUCAAUUUGGAGUCGAACAACUUUUCCGGUGUUAUUCCGGCGAAGUUCGGUCUGUUCCAGAAACUAGAGUUGAUUUCACUUGCUGGGAACCUGCUCACUGGGUCCAUACCGAGUGAGCUUGGUAACAUUUCCACUCUCCAGCAUCUUCUAGUGGGUUAUAACCCUUUUGCACCGAGUAGGAUACCGAGUCAGUUCGGUAACUUGAGUAACCUGGUGGAGCUCUGGCUAGCUAAUUGUAACCUUGUGGGUCCGAUUCCUGAGAGUUUAAGCAAGCUAACUCGGUUGACCAAUCUUGAUUUCUCACUGAAUCGACUAACUGGGUCGAUACCGAGCUGGCUUACUGGAUUGAAGAGCAUUGAGCAAAUUGAGCUCUAUAACAACUCCUUAUCAGGUGGAUUGCCUCUGGGAUUUUCGAAUUUGACCAUGCUGAGAAGAUUUGAUGCCUCAAUGAACCGGUUAACUGGGACAAUCCCUAUUCAGUUGACUCAGUUGGAGCUCGAGUCCCUGAACUUGUUUGAGAACAGACUUGUAGGGACUCUGCCAGAGAGCAUAGCAAACUCACCAAAUUUGUAUGAACUCAAAUUGUUCAAUAAUGAACUUACCGGUGAGUUACCAAGUCAGCUCGGGCUUAACUCACCAUUAAAGUGGUUAGAUGUUUCGUACAAUAAAUUCUCCGGUAACAUACCGGGGAAUUUGUGUGCAAAAGGUGAGUUGGAGGACUUGAUUUUGAUUUACAAUUCCUUUUCCGGCAAAAUCCCGGAGAGUCUGGGAAAAUGUGAUAGUUUAGGCCGGGUUCGGUUAAGGAAUAAUGGGUUUACAGGCGCUGUGCCCGAGGAAUUCUGGGGGCUGCCGCAAGUUUACUUGUUUGAACUUGAAGAGAAUUCAUUCUCCGGGAAAGUGUCUAAUAGGAUUGCCUCUGCUUAUAAUCUAUCUGUGUUGAAGAUUUCGAAAAAUAAGUUCUCGGGUACUUUACCAAUGGAGAUUGGUUUUCUAGGCAAGUUGAUUGACUUUUCGGCGAGUGAUAACAUGUUUACAGGUCCAAUUCCGGGGAGUAUGGUUAAUUUGAGUACCCUGAGUAUGCUUGUGCUUGGUGACAAUGAAUUGUCUGGUGGGCUUCCGGAUGGGAUUCAGGGUUGGAAGAGCUUGAAUGAGCUUAAUUUGGCGAAUAAUAAGCUUUCUGGCCCGAUCCCGGAUGAGAUUGGGAGCCUGCAAGUGCUUAAUUAUCUUGAUCUGUCCGGAAAUUACUUUACGGGGAAGAUUCCGAUACAAUUGGCGGAUUUGAAUCUCAAUGUGUUGAACUUGUCGAACAAUAUGCUUUCGGGGGCGCUCCCUCCACUUUAUGCUAAAGAGAUGUAUAGGAGUAGCUUUGUGGGAAAUCCAGGUUUGUGUGGUGAUUUGAAGGAUCUUUGUCUGCAGGAGGGUGAUUCGAAGAAGCAGAGUUACUUGUGGAUUCUUCGGUCGACUUUUAUACUUGCUGUGGUAGUGUUUGUUGUUGGUGUUGUUUGGUUCUACUUCAAGUACCAGAAUUUCAAGAAAGAAAAGGAAGUUGUUACUAUAUCGAAGUGGAGAUCGUUCCAUAAGAUUGGUUUUAGUGAAUUUGAGAUCCUUGAUUUUCUUAGAGAAGAUAAUGUGAUUGGAAGUGGAGCUUCUGGGAAAGUCUACAAGGCAGUGCUUAGCAAUGGUGAGACCGUGGCAGUGAAGAAACUAGGUGGAGAGAGCAAGAAAGGCAAUACAGAUGGCAGCUCUGAAAAGGACGAAUUCGAAGCAGAAGUUGAGACUUUGGGGAGGAUUAGGCACAAAAACAUUGUGAGAUUGUGGUGUUGUUGCAAUACCGGAGAUUGCAAGCUUCUGGUAUACGAAUAUAUGCCAAAUGGGAGCUUGGGGGACUUGUUGCAUGGCAGCAAGGGAGGCUCGUUGGAUUGGCCUACAAGGUACAGGAUAGCUUUGGAUGCAGCUGAGGGCUUGUCUUAUUUGCAUCAUGAUUGUGCUCCUCCGAUUGUUCAUCGGGAUGUAAAAUCGAACAACAUAUUGCUAGAUGCAGAAUUUGGUGCCAGGGUUGCCGACUUUGGAGUUGCCAAAGUUGUUCAAGGAGUCAACAAAGGAAUGGAAUCAAUGUCUGUUAUUGCAGGCUCCUGCGGCUAUAUUGCACCAGAAUAUGGAUAUACUCUCAGAGUGAACGAGAAGAGCGACAUCUAUAGUUUCGGGGUAGUCAUAUUAGAGUUGGUGACAGGCAGACUCCCCGUAGAUCCAGAGUUCGGAGAGAAAGACUUGGUGAAAUGGGUUUGCACCACCUUAGACCAGAAUGGGAUGGAUCAUGUAAUCGACCCCGAGCUCGAUUCACGUUACAAGGAUGAGAUUUCCAAGGUUCUCGAUAUCGGUCUCCGAUGCACAAGCUCAUUUCCCAUCAGCCGCCCCUCAAUGCGAAGGGUGGUGAAAAUGUUGCAGGAAGCUGGCAUGGGAGAGAAGCCUCCAGCCGACAAGAAUGACGAGAAGCCCUCUCCUUAUUACCAAGAAGAAGUCUCUGAUCAGGGAAGUUUAGUUCAAGAAUUUUGUGUUCAGACUUGACUGAAGUAGUAGCUAGAGAGCCCCUCUACUGAAUCUUCAUCCAUGGCCUCAUGGUGUUUGAUUUCUAGGGGCAGAGGGAAAGUGAUUGACGUAACUAUAUGAGGUAGAUUCCACAUGCCCUAGUUGAAAAGUAUAGCUAUGUUAAGACCACAGAUUAAGAUGUCAGAAAGAUUGUACCUGUCUAGUACUAUUUUAGUUGGUGCUAUCCUCUUUGGUUAGGUAAUUGUAACAUGUAGGGCAUGUUUGUGAAAAUGUGAUAAAUGAAGUUUUUUUUUUUAAA
Molecule: messenger RNA, 3300 nt
Organism: Populus nigra (black poplar)
Lineage: Eukaryota; Viridiplantae; Streptophyta; Magnoliopsida; Malpighiales; Salicaceae
Product: receptor-like protein kinase HSL1
Exons: 2
Coding region: 39-3020 (993 amino acids)
Biological process (GO): protein phosphorylation
Molecular function (GO): ATP binding; receptor serine/threonine kinase binding; protein kinase activity
Source: RefSeq, a predicted model, not a curated record